Molecule: messenger RNA, 765 nt
Organism: Hibiscus syriacus
Lineage: Eukaryota; Viridiplantae; Streptophyta; Magnoliopsida; Malvales; Malvaceae
Exons: 2
Coding region: 99-617 (172 amino acids)
Source: RefSeq, a predicted model, not a curated record
UGUGAUCACCCAAAAGUCCAACAAUCUCUUCCGUUUUCUUAUAAACUUAUCCCAAAACACCAUUUUCGUCCCCAACAUUUCGUACCCACAUAGCAAAAAUGUCAAACAAGUACCCCGUCUUCCCCAUUCCUGAGCCUCAACACUUCAGUGACUAUGGCUUUGAUCUCCAAAUCGACUAUUUUCAGGUUUUAGAUGCAGCAAGGAGGCAGAAGAAAGAAUCAUCAUGGAGAUCCACUGAUUCCCUUCACUUCAAGCUCCAGAAACCCAUAUCGAAAGACGAACAAUUAUCCCGGAAAAACAACAAUCUCAAGGCCAAGAACAGGAACAAGCGUUGGUGGUGGAAAAAUGCUCUCUUCUUCCUCAAGUGGAAUAGAAGUAGAGAUGGUAAUGAUCUAGAUGUCGAGCUCGAGCCCAAAAAUAGGGCUCGAGCUUCGAUAUCAGGACCAGUUUACAUAACCGAGAGCCGGUGCGGCUCGGGUUCAACCACUCCUUUUAGAAUCAGUAGCCGCCCAUCUUCAGGUCCGUUGGAGAUUCCAUAUUUGAAUCUGAGGGAACUUAACAUGGAGCACCAAGCAAGGGGUUCGACCUCUGCAAAGCCUAUAUAUUUGGUCACUUGAGGAAUCAUCCUCAUCAUCAUCAGAUCAAGAACCCAUCUUUUUUUUAGGGUAGUGCGUUUUAAUGGAGGGAACAUGGCUUCGUCCUCCAUGUUUGAUUGUUUUUUGUUUUGCUUUAUUGAUUUCUUCAAUGCUUUGACUAAGAUCUGUU